UAUUUUAUAAAAAAAUACAAAGGAGAUACUUGAAUACUCUCAGAGCUGCAGUUCCUAACUGAACGUGGCGUAAUUGAUCUGUUUGGGCAAAUGUGAUUUUCUUUCUUUUUCUUCCAUAUUAUUAUUAUUAUUUUUUGCUUUAUCGAGUUUCUCUAUCAUCUCUCUCUUUUUAGCUUUUGAUCACUCCACCGAGGAUCAAUCAAUCAUCAAUGGCGUCUCCAACACCAACGAGAAUCUGGUUCCGUGUAUUGAUCCUGAUGGCUUUAACGGCCGUUUUGUUCUACGUCGGCCGACCUCUCUACUGGAAGAUCUCCGCGACCAUCCACGAUAUCCGCAACAACAAGCAAUCCGUCAGAGAAGGUAUAUCGCAGAUCGUACAGGAGGCGCAGAGAUCGGUGGGAUGGUAUCACGACGAGUCGGAUUCUGGGUUCUUAGAGGUUCAUAACAAGAAAUCGAGAGUCUCCACCUCUCGGAGGCUUCUGUUCUCCGGAGAUCAGUGAGAAAGUUUCACCUUUGACUUCUUCGAAAUAAUUUGUAGAAUGUGUCGGUUGUUGUCUGUAUGCAUGUUUGUUCAGGUGUCGCCACUUUACAAGAACAUCUUUAUCAAGUUCUGUACGUCGACGUUUCGUAAUUAGUAUUCCGACAAAUAACAUAUCUACUACAUGAUGUUCUUAAUAAGGUAGAUAUGAAACUAUAAAAAGUGCUUGUGAAUUUCUGUUUAUAUAAGCUUUUGCUUGAAACU
This is a messenger RNA of Raphanus sativus (radish), 742 nucleotides long. RefSeq lists its product as uncharacterized. The coding region runs from base 210 to 500 and encodes 96 amino acids. The record is from RefSeq and is a predicted model, not a curated record. The transcript is spliced from 2 exons. NCBI's taxonomy places the organism in Eukaryota, Viridiplantae, Streptophyta, Magnoliopsida, Brassicales, Brassicaceae.